AUGGGGAACUGCAUGAACUGCACCGCCGGCGAAGCGCCGGCUGGAAAGCUUCUACUACUCGAUGGUACAUACCGGAGUCUGGAAGCCUCAGUCACGGUGGCCGAGCUCAUGCUAGACCACCCGUCACACUUCAUCUUCGAGCUCCGACGACCACUCUCCGGCCAUGCAUGCAUGCCACAACCACUCCCCGCCGACCAUGAACUAGACCCUCAUAAGUUCUACGCGGUGCUACCUUUUAAUGGUGAUGAAGCUCAUGAGGAAGCUCGCCGGAGACUCUCCGGCAAUGGUUCUUUUCUUAGGUGGUGGUGUUUUCCGGUGAACUCAUGUGGGCUUAUGAGCUCCGGCGAGGAGGAGGAGGAGGAGGAGUAUAUUAAGGUGAGGUGCUCGACGGAAGUCAUGAAUGAAAAAGCAAGGUUGAUGAGAGGUAGACGAGGGUGGAAACCAAGUCUUGGAACUAUUCAAGAGAGAGCUUAA
This is a messenger RNA of Dioscorea cayenensis subsp. rotundata (Guinea yam), 474 nucleotides long. RefSeq lists its product as uncharacterized. The record is from RefSeq and is a predicted model, not a curated record. The transcript has a single exon. Lineage: Eukaryota; Viridiplantae; Streptophyta; Magnoliopsida; Dioscoreales; Dioscoreaceae. The coding region runs from base 1 to 474 and encodes 157 amino acids.